GAAGAGGGGAUGAGCAGCACAAAAAGCCCAUCAGCGCUUCCUCACCUCACCUAUGUGACUAUCUUCAAUUCUUCAUCCCCUCUUCGCUCUCAUCAACAAGCAAAUCGAGAAAAAAAAAAGAAGGGGAGAAAAAAUAAUAUAAUAACAGAAAAGGAGAUGAAAAAGGAGUUCCCCGGCCAAGCGCCGACGAGUCGGUUACACUCCGAGAUGGACGCGGCGGCGGCCGGCGGGGGCGGGGCGGCAAAGCGGAAGCGCAGCUUCUCCGAGGACGACGCCUACCUCAUCCUGCACAGGUACCAGCCGGCGACGAUCCUGACGAUGCUGCAGGAGAUGGGGAAGCAGGUGGGCGCGGGGAAGGGGAUCGACUGGAGGGCGCUGGUGCGGAGGACGAGCACCGGGAUCACCUCCGCGCGCGAGUACCAGAUGCUGUGGCGCCACCUCGCCUACGGCCACGAGUUCGUCGAGAGCGUCGAGCCCGCCUCCCUGCCGCUGGACGAUGGGAGUGAUCUAGAAUGUGAGAUUGAGAUUGUCCCUGCUCCGGGUAAUGAAGCAUUAGCUGAGGCCACAUCGUUUGCCAAGACUAUUAUCACCGGAUCUUCACGUGAACAAACCUCUGGUCAACGUGUCAACUCAGAAGCUGCUGCGCUAAACACUCCAAAUGAAAAGAUAGUGCGUGUUCCAUCUGAUAAACAGCUUGUGCCUGGUCACCGUCUAACAAACGGUACAGGUCCGGUUUCCAGCUCAAAGCAGCCCUCCCACACAGGCUCAUCUCCUGAUCCUUUGGACCCUAAUGGACAUCCCAAAAAGAAAAAGAAGCCUAAACCAUGGUCCAGAGAGGAGGACAUGGAACUAGGAGCAGGUGUACAGAAGCAUGGUGAAGGAAAUUGGAUGGAAAUUCUGCAUAAAUAUAAAUUUGAUAGUUCAAGGACGCAUCUUCAACUUCAACAGAGAUGGGCGCUUAUUUGCAAGCGUCAGGGGUCAACCAAGCCUGCUACCCCUAAAAUACCCAAUGUUAUGUCGGAGGAACUAAAGGCAGCACAAAAAGCAUUUUCAUUGGCCAUUGGGACGACCAGAUCGUCUACAUUAAGACCAGGAGGUGUGCCACAUCACAAUCCAAUGGUUACUACUACGAAUCCUGAGGUGAAAUCUGUUACAGCACCUUCACCAUUGCCGGUACCGGUGCAUGUUGUUCCGGUGCCUGUUCCAGUGCAACCAGUACAAGUGCAGUUACCACCACCUCAGUUGCAUCAAGCACCUGCGCAAUCUGCACCUCCACCUCCAAAAGUAUCAAAUGCUUCAAAUAAGUCACGAAAUAAUUCUAAGAAACAAGUUGCCCAAUCAAUUCCUGUGAAUGGCCCUUUGUCGAUACAAGAGGCAGCUCUUGCUGCUGGUGGGCGAAUUGCCGAACCAAGUGUUGCCACCAAUUUUUUAAAAGCUGCACAGUCCACAAAAGCUGUGCACAUAAGAUCUCGAGGAACAGGAUCUUCAAAAUCUUCUACGGGAUCUAAAACACCUACUGUGGCUGGUGAACCUGGGACACAGCUUGGCAGUGAUCAACACCUAGAAUUACAAAGUACUGGUGGUCCAUCUCAAGUUUUGACUGCACAUGCAACUGAACAAGUUCAUAAUGUUUCAGAAGUCGCUGGGGUUAAUCCUCUGGGACAAUCCGCUGGAGUGCAUUUAUCAGAAACUAAGAAAGCACUGAACACCACACCAGUGUCUGGAUCUUCUGACAAAAUGGAAAUAGAUGACAACUCUAAUUAUUUUGCAGUCACAAUGGAGGACUUGUUCCCUGAGGAUGUGAAGCAGGAAGAUGUUCAAGAUCCCAAGAUUGAGGAGGCCAUAGACCCCAAGGAUGCAGACAUGUUAGAAUUUGAUCGCUUUGUGGCCCAAGGAUGCUUAAAUAAGGAUAAUGUGGAUAAGAGCAAGGCUGCCAAGAUUGCUCCAGAAGCUCAAAGCGUUAUUGGCAGCCAGAAAAAACAGCUGAAGACGCUGCCCACAGUUGGCAAAAGCAACCCUGUAUUUGCUGGACCUCCAGCAACUGCGAAAAAGACCAAAGCUCCAGUUCCACAGGGUGGGAUGUCUAGCGGCAUAGUUGGCGUGCUGAAUAGAUCAUUAGGAGGGAAGGCACCUGCUCCUGCUACCACAGGCACCCAAAGUACUGUCCAGAAGCAGCAAAGCAUGAGCUCAAAGGGCAACUUGUUAGUGCCCAAGAAUGUGGCGCCUGGCACCGUAACACCAGCCAACAACCGGGCCAACACAGCGGUGAACGGGGCUAGCAAGGUGAAUCCACCAGCCAGCCAGAAGCCAGCCUAACAUGGUAAAUUCCUUGCUAUAAUAACGCCCUAGGACUUUUGUGCGCUUAGUUUACUUUUGAAAUGUAAAUAGGGCCACGUAGAUACCAUCUAUUCUUUGCCCCCCUUUGCAUUUGUAGCUCAAUUCCUUUCUGAACCAAAGCACUGGUGAAAACAUUAGGUUAGACUGGAUACACCGUUUAAUCGCUUUGCCUUCUCUGUGAUGUCUUAGACUGAUAUGUUCCAUUUGUUAAGCUGGCCUGAGAUUAUCAUGCCGCCUUCCUGUACAGCCUCGCCUCUUUCUCCGUUGGAUAGUUUGGUUGAUUGGCCAAAUAUUCAGAAACUAUGUCAUUGUGGCCUGAUCAAACUGUGAAGAUGGCACGCCAUGCAAGUUGUCUCUA
Messenger RNA from Oryza sativa Japonica Group (Japanese rice), 2695 nucleotides. RefSeq lists its product as uncharacterized. The record is from RefSeq and is a predicted model, not a curated record. NCBI's taxonomy places the organism in Eukaryota, Viridiplantae, Streptophyta, Magnoliopsida, Poales, Poaceae.